This is a messenger RNA of Solea senegalensis (Senegalese sole), 8750 nucleotides long. RefSeq names its product SHC (Src homology 2 domain containing) transforming protein 1 (gene shc1). Gene Ontology annotation, biological process: intracellular signal transduction; cell surface receptor protein tyrosine kinase signaling pathway. The transcript has 12 exons. Gene Ontology annotation, cellular component: plasma membrane. Lineage: Eukaryota; Metazoa; Chordata; Actinopteri; Pleuronectiformes; Soleidae. Gene Ontology annotation, molecular function: receptor tyrosine kinase binding. The record is from RefSeq and is a predicted model, not a curated record. The coding region runs from base 4347 to 6137 and encodes 596 amino acids.
GAAAUAACAGAGGAGGGAAGAGAAGAAGAGGAAGUCAAACGGAGGAGAGGAUAGAUGAAGAGGAGCUGCCAGCAGUGACUUUGUGAAUUAAUCGAGCGGAAGAGCAUUUCAGAAGAGAAGCACGUUUUUCAGGGAGUGGAUGGAUGGGUAGCCAGAAAGAGGGAGGAAGGACGAAUGACUGGACACUCUGUGGCUGUUUAAACAUUAAUGUGCUUCUCAUGUGAAUAUUGAGCUCAGCUUUAGAUCAGUCACCAUGGAUUAUCAGCUAAAUACUCUUUAAACCAAAAAAAGGGGAACUACUUCUGUUUUGCCAUUCAUAAAAUAAGGAAAAAAAACUUUUAGGGAAAUUUGUUAGACUUACUUCAUACGGAACUAAGUCGAUACUUGAGUUUUCUUUUCUUCUCUUGUGUAAAUAUAGACUCUUUGUGACAUCUUCUCUGGAGGAUCUUGUACAAUUGUUAUCUUUGUCAGUUGCUGCACUGAAUAUUCAGGUUGUUUUUAUGCAAGUUUUCUAUACAUUUGUGUUGUCUUUUUAAAAGUUCAUUGUUAAUAGUUAAUAGUUGUUGUUGUUCAUACUUUUAUUAGGGAAGUGAUUAUUAACCUUUGAAUAACAUCAGACAAGCAGAUUUGCAUUCUCUAACUGGAGUCAGUGCAUGCAGCCGACAUGGGAUGUCAACAUUGAUUGGAUUUUAUGGCUGGCGCGACGGCGCUCAAACUUUGAUAAUUCCCUGAAACCUAUUGAUUUUUCUAAGAGUCUGUAGUUUUUCCUUUUGUUCAGUGGGAAAAAAGGCUCUUUGAUGCAGCAACUAAUUGCUGCCGUGUGAUUUGAUAAAGCAGUUAUCUCUUUGUCUAAAGAUUUCUGCUGUUGCCGGGACUAUCCUCCGCAGGCAUUUCUUUUAAUGUCUGUUGCCAUAGCAACGGGUCGCAGCAGUUGCAGACAGAACAACAUGUAAAGUUCUUUUUCUCAUCUUAUCUUUAAAGAUUGGUGCUGUUCCAUUAGGUAAUUGUGUAUAUUUACUUGAGAAGAGACAGUAGACCUGAUUAGUUUGAGAUUUUCUGUCUUAGACUGGGUUUUUUCUUUGUUAGACAUCUGUGUCUGUGUCUGUGUCUAUGCGCAGCUCAGCAGUCUCCGAGAAUCAGGGUUGUUUCAGGUCACCUGUCACCCCCCUCCCCAUUCUGUGUGUAAGUCUCGUGCAAUUGCUCUCAGCCCCGAUUGUCCUGAUCUCACCUUUAUCGGUGGCAACUAAGGCAACGGCUUCACCAGACGAGCUGAUGUACGAGUAUCAGGAGUGGCUGUAAAAUUUUGAUUAAUGUAUUUGGUGCAUCUGUACAUAUCACUCUGUGCAGCUGCUUGGUUUUAAGACCAUUAGGUGUGCUGUGUCUGUGACAGUCUUGUUACUGUCUUGUGAAGGUGACUCAGGAUUUGUCCUCAUGUAGUGGGUCAUCUCAUCUGCAGUCACCUGACCUACACUGUGUUUUGUGUGUGCACUGAAACAUACUCAGGCAAGGCGAGGGUUAAAUCUGCUCAUAGAGCAUUUCAGCAACCCUGUGUAUGAGAACACACCUGGAAUUAGCUCUCUAUUGUUAACAAGUCUAUUGUGUUCGAUCCUUUGCCUUUCUAAGACUCAUUGGUGGUUUUAUUAAGGUUUUUACAGACUGUUUGGUUUGUUCUGCAUGAUUUUUGAUUGUCCAAAUACUGUUUUAUUUUUUCCGACUUCUCCAGCCAUACUUCUUUACAGCUUUCUGGAGAUCAUCCCAGCCCGUCUGGCAGUUCGUGCUUGUGACUGGAUGCUCCAUGGUGCUUUUUAGCCAAGACCAGAUGGAUGUCUAGCAAGAUUUGUUAGACAUCUCAUCUGUGGUGCUAGACUGGUGUAGGCGACUGUUCCCUUGCCAUGCAUCCAGCACCCACUACAAGCUGGUGCACUGUACUUUAAACAAAGCUGCGUUAUAAAGUAGUCUGUGGACAAAUGUAUGUUUUCACUUGGUAUCUCUGAAACAUCGGUGCCAAAUUUACAACUUAGUGUUAAGGUUAAGACAAGGUGCGUGCGAACCUUGCUCUCCUCGGAGAGAGCGAAGGUCAACAGAUUGUAAAUAUGACUAGUGCCUCAACAGCACUGAGAUGUAAGGCGAGCUAGCCUUGCCUUUUGCUGAGGUCAAACUGCUGCAGACUGUUUCCUCUGCGGGUCUUUUGCUUGCAAGAGACUGUUAAAUGCAAACAGACUGUUGUUUGCCUUCUGGGUUGGACUAUGCAGAAUAUGAUAUGCUAUGUAGUAUUGGGCGUGUUGUAAUAGCAGAUAAGAAAGGCAAUGAUUCCAGUGUAAAACCCUUGGCUUGAUUGAAGCACACUGGGUUGUGUCAACGCUUUUCUCAGGUAUCUGAUUUGAAUCUCUGCAUGUUAUAUGAUUUAGGCAGAAAUUAACUGGGUAAGAGCUGUUGUGCCUAGAGAUGCUAGAAUAUCAACAGAGUGCGGUUUUAUUUAAGCAUUGCCAACUGGGUGAGUUGAUUCACAUUCAUCUCUGAUCGUCCUCCAGCACCAUUCAGGGAACUCUGGAGUUUAGACGAGACCAGUCAGGUCUCAUUGCCAUCAUGACGAGCCCACCGUCGGUUGUCAUCAGUCAAUGACCUACAUUUCCCCAGCGUUGCAUCACUACUGUGCUACUGCAGUGUGUGUCACUGUACCAGACAUCUCAGACUCAAACUACCACUAUUCAAUGGUGCUCUCUCUGGAGGAAAAACAAAAAACCGUCCUUGCCAAAGUGUCCACUUUUUGGGAAUACACUUCAACCAAGGAGGCCUCACUUGUUUUAGCCAUAUCUAGAACUACAGUCAGGGACGGGCCCUUCUUUUCCAGCCCAGUCUUAAACUUUUUUCUCUGAUUUCUACUUGUGUUUAAAUGGUCGACCAUGCCUAGUCUUUAGCCUCUAUAAUCUGUAAUUCUAAAGUUACAGUGGCAGGACAAACAGGGGUCACCAUUAAUAUAUUAGAAAGAGGGACUGUUAAACAAGGCAGCCUGGAGAACGGAAGAGCAGACGAGGGAGGGGGUCAGGGGGAGGGAGAGAUCAUUUGGAAGAGGAGAGAGGAAGUGGUGGCGCGGGAGAGGGCAGAGGCGUUGGAGAGACAGAGGUUGGCAGAGUACAUUGUGUGGAGGAAGAGAGAGGACUUCCAGGAGAAAAGAGGAGAUCGAGAGAAGGGAGGAAAGAGUGCAGAGAAAGGGAAGGGGGCUGAACCAGAGGUAAUCUGGAAAAAGAGAGACGAGGAGGGAGACGCAGGGAGGGAUAGAGCGGGAGCCAUUCAGCAUGGACAUGACAUUAUUUGGAGGAAGAGAGAGCGAGAGUAAAAAAAGUGGCGCUCGAUAAAAGAAUAUAAGGAUAUGAUACACUUGAAAAGCAGAUGUUAAGAAAGGCAUGUUGCAACCAGGCAUUGGAGACUAGCCAUACAUCAGUAAGCCUCCUCUCUCCUCAGCCCUGGGCUUCAUUCAGCUCUGCAGGUGCUUGCUGUAGUAUUUUAAGUGUAUUGUGUGUGUGUGUGUGUGUGUGUGUGUGUGUGUGUGUGUGUGUAUACGUGUGUGUUGUUGCCGUGUCGUUGCACACAACCCCCUUGCGAUCCCCUCAUUGGCUGCUAAUAGGAUUUUUAUAGGCUUGUGUCAAGCAGGAUAGAGCUGCUACACACGUGUGUGCACGGCAACGCACACAUACACAGAUAAUCUAAGAGACACUGUGGGCAGGGUAGAUUUUUACAGCCUUACAUGCAUGUAAAGGUGUAUGACAAGAGUGCAGCAACACACGCGGGGUGUUGAGAUAAAUCACUUGAGCUGAUUCUCCAUGGUGCUGCUGACAGCUGGAUAACUUGACUCUAACCGAGAGUCUGUCAAGUUUAGACAAGAUACUCACAGAUAUUGUUUUACACUAAGGAAAGAAAAACCCACCAAGAUGAACACUUUGUGGAGAGCUAAGACCAUAUCACCAUCAGUCCCAGGAACACAAUGAAUGCUGAAGCAGAUUUAAAGUGACCUGAUUGCAACAUGAUCUGCGCUGGUGCACUAACAACAAACUUUUUUCAUCCGCAUUUGACCAUUGACCGGGACACGUCGCUUCUCCUCUGCGCUUUUUCUCAUUUUGCUCCCAUUGUGGAUAACGCUGUAUUUAAAGGAGUUUGGUUUUGGCUGCAUGAUAAUGACCAGAAGACAGACAACCAGACAGAUGUAUGCAGCUCUUACACUGACCAAGACAGACAGAUGGCUGUAUGUCCUUUCAGGGAGAAAGUUUGAGUUCUGAGACGAGGAGACAUUUAAAUGAGCCACUAGAGCUUGGAUUUGUGCAUAUAAAAACUGACGCUGCAAAUUCAUUAUGGAGCUUGUCCCAAAAACCAAAUACACACACUUCCGGAGUGAAUCGCUGAGCUCAACCGAUGAAACGAACUCCAAUCCGUCAUCGUUCCCUCCUUCCAGCCCUACUACCCCACUCACUCCCUCCCCUGGUUUACCUCCUUCUCUCUCCUCUUCAUCUCUCACUCCCAUCUUGCCCCCCUCUUCUCCUCGCCCGGCUGAGAACAGCCCCACCACCCUCUGCUCCUUCUUUCCCAGGAUGGGAUCCCUCCGCCUGGGUGUCUCUGCCACUCUUCUCCCAGGACUCAAGGCCUCGAGCAGGCCACAGCAGCUUCAGGCGCCUGUUGAGUCCUCUGGGGAUGACAGGAGCAGCUCUAGCUCUUCCUCUCCUCAUCAUCACCCUGUUCCCCCUUUAACUGCUCCUUCUCCUCCUCCCCGACCUCCUCUGCAGGACAUGAACCGGCUGGGAGGGGCGUCCAGGAGGGCACGGGUAGAAGGAGGGCAGCUGGGAGGAGAUGAGUGGACGCGCCAUGGCUCCUUUGUCAACAAGCCCACCCGCGGCUGGCUGCACUCUGACAGUGUGGUCAGCACCACUGGUGUUUCCUACACUGUACGGUACAUGGGAUGUGUGGAAGUGCUGCAGUCAAUGCGAGCACUGGACUUCAACACCAGAACUCAGGUCACCAGGGAGGCAAUAUCUGUGGUGUGUGAGGCAGUACCCGGAGCCAAAGGAGCCCAGCGCAGGAGAAAGCCAUCUUCUCGCUGUCUGACAUCCAUCCUGGGGAAGAGUAACCUGCAGUUCGCUGGUAUGACAAUCAGCCUCACCAUCUCAACCAGCAGCCUCAAUCUGCUGGCCUCCGACUGCAAACAGAUAAUUGCCAAUCAUCACAUGCAGUCCAUCUCCUUCGCCUCUGGAGGAGACCCAGACACGGCUGAGUAUGUAGCGUAUGUGGCCAAAGACCCAGUAAAUCAGAGAGCGUGUCAUAUCCUGGAGUGCUCAGAGGGUCUAGCCCAGGAAGUUAUCAGCACCAUCGGCCAGGCCUUUGAACUGCGCUUUAAACAGUACCUAAAGAACCCACCCAAACUGGUCACACCUCAUGACAGGAUGGCACCGUUUGAUGGCUCUGCAUGGGAAGAAGAAGACGAUGAGGCUGCUCCAUCUUCUGAUGUCCCUUAUUAUAAUAAUUUCCCUGGUAAACAGCCUCCCCCUGGUGGACUAAUCGACAUGAGGACCCGUCCAGGGGCAACGCUGCCGUAUGGACAGCCAGGACAGAAUGACAUUCACAAGCAGCCUCUGCCUCCUCUACCAGUGGGUGUCAAGGAAGGGGGGCGGGAACUAUUUGAUGACCCUUCAUAUGUCAAUGUGGAUAAACCCCGCCCCCCAGCUGCAUCAAAUGGAAAUGUUCACAGAGAUGCUUUUGACAUGAAGCCAUUUGAUGAUGCCCUGGGCGUUUCUGGGCACGGUGGUCCAAGCUCAGGAACAACAGCGCCCCCCUUGGUGCAGCAGUUGCAGUGUGAGGCUUGGUUUCAUGGCAGUCUAAGUCGCAGAGAAGCAGAGAGGCUGCUGACCCGAGAUGGUGACUUCCUUGUGCGGGAAUCUGGGACCACGCCUGGACAGUAUGUCCUCACAGGACAGCAGGGGGGUCUACCCAAACACCUGCUACUCGUCGACCCAGAGGGAGUGGUCCGUACUAAAGACCACCGGUUUGAAAGUGUGAGUCACUUGAUCAGUUACCACAUGGACAACAGACUCCCCAUCGUUUCAGCUGGUAGCGAAGUGUGUCUGCAACAGCCAGUUGAGCGCAGGGCCUGAUGUUGCACAGACCAAUAAAAUACACCACCAAAUAUACACACACACUCCUUCCACAAAUCAGGACAGGAUAAAACACACAUCCAUAUGUCAGUACACACAGCAACACUGCACUUAAUACUCUUAAAUGAACACAAGAAUACAUGGAUGCACACACGUCAAAGAAAACCAAAAGAAAAGAAAAAAAAAAGAUAAUAAUAAUAAUUUCUCUGCAAAAUCACUUGCUGCUGUUGCCACAUGUUCCUGUCUUUUCUGAAAGCUAAACUGUGAUCUGCAGUCCCUCCUCACUCCCAUGGACGAUCACGCGCAUCACUCCAACGUGGAGAAACACUGCUGCAUUUCAUAACUGUGAAUCAGGGAGGAGCCCUUUGCUAAUAUCAGAAUGUUGCAGAAUACAAAUGCAAUUUUUUAAGAGAAAAAUUCCUCUCAUUCAUUUAUGAAAAAUGAAAAAAAAAAAAGAACUUUGGAAUUAUGUACAAAGAAAUAGUGGAACUAAAGAGCGAAGAAAGGAUCGUGAAUGUGACGAGGGGAAUGAGAUGUUCUGUGCUUUCAAGCAUGUCGUCUUUUUCGCCCCUCAAACUGUUGCUGGAGCAUGUUAGGGAAAACUGGAUGCCAAUGGUUCUUUGUUGCAGACACUGAACCAGGCUCGAACAUAAACACUCUCCCUUCAGGUGUCAUUUGAGCUCUUCAGCAGGAAACCUGACAUUGACGUCGACCUGCUGAUAAAUAUGCAUAAAACGCAGCUUCCAACGUAAUCAGGAGGACCUCCCCACCCCCAACCACUCCCCUUUUAAAGACUGUAAAGUGGAGUGACACCUGGUGAUGAGGAAAGCUUGUAUGCAAAACUGGGACUGCUAUGCCAACGACCGUUGUAUAUCUUCUUUUGUUGGGUUAUUAUCACGGGACUCAUUGCUAAUAGGACAUUUGGACUUUAGAAGGAUCUUAAGAGCUGUAUCGCCAUAAUCCCUCUGUAAACGUGUAUGCACAUACACCUUUACACAACACACGGUCUGCACCACCUGUCAUGCCAAAGAACAUGGUCACUAACAGCAGAGGAAGCCAUUAUGAUUACAUUAUUAACGGUUAUUUGUCUUGUGUAAUUACAGCGUUGGGAGCUAAUUAGAUAGAAGGAAGUGCACAUGAAAUAGGGCUUUUCUGGAUGGAAGAAGAAUAUAGGUGAUAGGUGCCUGAAAACAUCAUCUGCAGUGCAUUUCUGUCACGUACAAACACAGUAAUUUACUACACUUAAAAAAGCAUAGGCCAGAACGGCGGCUUUUCACUGACAUCUUAGUAUGUGUUUGCAAUGACAAUCUAUGGGUUCAAUCUUUACAGUGUUCUCUGGAUCAACCUAAAAGCUAAGAAGAGUUUCAACGGUGGCCAAUUAGAAAUUAUGACACGUGUAAGCAAUGAAUUUCCCUCUGCAAAAAAAAUAUCAUGCAAAAAUAUGUCGUAGUAACUGUUUUGGUAAUUUCAGUGUAUUGUGAUGUUGAUGCUUUACUUUUUAAUCACUUGAGGGAAUGCUUUUUAAAAAUCGUAGGUAACUGAUCACAAGGACAUACAUGUUUUUGGAGCCUUGCUAAUAAUGGUAUGUGUUAAGCCAAAUGCUACUCCUCGGUGUACUGUUUUCACAAAGGAUCUGGAGGGGAGAAGUUCACAUGCUACCUUUCUCCUCGCGUCCUCCUCCCGCAAUUCAUCAUGUUGUUUUUUUGAUAUAUUUUAUAUUGUGCCUUGUUUCUUCAAUGCAGUCAUGUCACUUCAAUGCAGUCACCUUAUGUACUUAAUUCAAAUGUAGUCGACUACAGGAGAAUCUCACACAAGCCUCUCAGUUAAACCAAGACUGCAAAAAUGACACUCCAGUAAACACACACAAACAGAUCCAGUGAUGGCAAUCUCCUCUGAUGCACAUUCUUGCAUUCAGCUUAUAGUCACAGAUACUUGAUGUCACCAUGGGUGGGGAUAUUUCCUGACCAUCUGUAAAUAACAUUGGUUGUUGAUUGGUCGGCUCAGUACUGGAUUUAUGUGAAAUCUUGUUCCACUGAGCCGCACACCACGCAGGCACUGAGGCAGCUACAAGAUAUUGUGGCCAAAGGGAUCUUUUCAACGUAGACCUUGUAAACUAGUUCUCAGACUCUCAAGUGAGCUCACAUGUAACAAGCAUACACGCAGCAGACUGACACCUGGGUCACUGUCGCAGGCACAGACACACACAUGCACUUCCUAGUCUGGUGUUUGUUGAGCUUUACGUUCUGGCAUCAGUGUGUGUGUGUGUGUGUGUGUGUGAGAGAGAGUGACCCUCCUGACCCUCUGCAUCAUUCAUGACCUGGUCCCAUGUUAACAUUGUUCAUCACAGUUGCCUUUGUUGCAUGAAAAGUCCUUUCAAAAUAUUGUUGUUGGUGAUGGUGAUAGUGUAGUGUUGAUGACGUUGUUGUACUUCUAAUUUUGUUGUUGUUGUUUUUGAAAGCCAAAGGUUAAUUUCAGAUAGUGUGCACAGAUAAUGAUUUUAACUUUAUAUAUUUCUGUUUUAUUACUUUUUUUUGUUUUUAGGGAAAAUGUCUGUUUACACCUGUAUCUGAAAAUAUAGAUUGCAUACAUAAAUACAUAUAUCAUUCAUCUCUC